Dentiscutata erythropus is the source of this 150-nucleotide messenger RNA. Lineage: Eukaryota; Fungi; Glomeromycota; Glomeromycetes; Diversisporales; Gigasporaceae. The record is from the annotation of a GenBank genome assembly.
UUUAUGAAGGCAUCAUUCGCAGAAAAUAAUCAACAAGUAAAUGUUCUUCGUCAAGAAAUAUGUCAUAUCAAAAGCCAACUCAAAGAAGUCACGAACUUAAUCCAACGACUCAAUCAAACUUUAUUGAAGGAUCCGUCACCUAGUUAUUAA